Zingiber officinale is the source of this 2717-nucleotide messenger RNA. RefSeq names its product myosin-binding protein 1-like. Lineage: Eukaryota; Viridiplantae; Streptophyta; Magnoliopsida; Zingiberales; Zingiberaceae. The record is from RefSeq and is a predicted model, not a curated record. Bases 262 to 2535 code for a protein of 757 amino acids. Gene Ontology annotation, molecular function: myosin binding. The transcript is spliced from 3 exons.
GCCGGGCGGUGAAAGCAUCACAGAAUUCGCUUUGUGUUUCAUUUUGUCUUUCUCUCGCUCUAUUAAACCCAGUUCCUUUCUUAGCUCCUUCUGCUCCCCCGUCGUUUGUGGAAGAAUUCCGGCAAAAAAAAAAAAAAGAAGGGUUUUCCCCCUUCGUGUGUGGAUAUUGUUGAAUAGCUAUCGUUUCUAGCCCUAUAGCCUGCAUUCUAUAUAGCACUCCGUCUGUGUAGAUGCUCUCAAAUUGAUGUAAGACUGGUAGAGAUGGCAUCAAAGGCUCCUGUCAGUGGUGUCCGGGGAUUCUCAAAGGCUCUAUCUUCAGCUGUUCUCGAAUGGAUAUUGAUGUUCCUAUUAUUCAUUAAUGCGCUGUUCUCCUACCUAGUGACAAAGUUCUCUCGUCUUUGCAUGUUACAAACCCCUUGUCUGUUGUGUUCAAGACUAGAUCACAUUUUUGGAAAUGAGAAACCAGGUUUCUAUCUUGAUUUAAUUUGCAAAGAUCACAGAACAGAGCUCUCACCAUUGUCUUUCUGUAGUGUUCAUGGGAAUUUUGCUGAUAUAUGCAAGAGCUGUCUACUUUCAACUUCCACUGAGAGGAAAUCUACCCUUGAUACCUAUAAACAAUUUACUGGUAAGCUCAAAGGGGAUUCUCAUGACCAUGAUGAUGCUUGGGGUGCUGAGGAGGGCAGCUUCAGUGUGUUUCAUGGGGAUGAGUUGGCAAACAUCCCAUAUCUUAAGAGGGAUCAAGAACUUCAUGCCAUUGGCUUGGAGGAAGACAAACCCAUUAAAGCAUGCGUGUCCAAAGUUGACAUUCCUUCAUCGUCAUCACCUAGGAAAGGUUUUGUUAAAAUUGAAGAUGGACAGAGAAAAAUAAAGGAUAAAAUUUUGGAUUCACCAACAAGUUUCCAGGAGAAGAAUCAAGGAGUUGAUUACUUUUCUCAUGUUGGUUAUACUGAAGUCAAAAUUUCCUCCGAUUCUGAUCUUGAGAGUCUAGUGACACAUAAUGAAGGAAAUUCUCUGGCAUAUGGAGAUGACAAUACCCAUGAUGAUUCAGUGUCAGAUAUCAUAGAUUUGGAGAAUGUCUGUAUUAGCAAAAAAAGUUCAUCAGCUACUGUUUUGGAUGGCAUAAACAAACAGAAGUUGAUCCACCCUGCUGCAGUCAAUAUUUCAGAAGAUAGAGUCUUGGAAAAGUUGAUUCACUUUGCACCGCUUCCUAAUGAACCUUUUGCAUCAACUCCUGAAAAACAAAUAAAUGUAGCUGAGUUUAGUAAUGAGCCAUCUUCAUCUUCUAAUGCUGCCGGAUGUAGUUCGGUUGACAACAAUUCAAGCCAAAUUGAAGUUAAACUAAUCUCCAUGCAAUACGAAAUGGGAUCACAUGAUUCCCCAGAAGGCCUUGUAGAAAACUCCAAUGUGAGAAUAGAUAUUGAGUUACUUGAUGCUUCUUUCAUUAUCCUUGAUGAUAAGAAGGAUGCUUGUGCAAGUCACGUCAAUUUGAGGAUGAUUAAUGAUGCAAAUGAGCAUGGUCAAACUAACAUGGAUUUGAACGAUUCCAAUGAGCAUACUGUUGGUAAUACUGGAAGCUCUUCAUCUCCUGGAUCUUCUCAAGUAAUUAUGAGGAAGGAUUCAUCUAAAGUUCAGGAAGAUCUGACAAGUCAAUCUAGUGAAUCUAUGAAUAGGCAUAUGGAUCUAAAUAACGCUAAUGAUCUUGCUCUUGUUACUCAUGGAAGCUUGCCUCCUAAACUUCAGGAAGAUCUGAUCAGUGGACCUGGCCAAUCUAUGAGUAUUCAUAUGGAUUUGGACGAUGCUUAUAAACUUGCUAUUAGCACUAGUGGAAGCAUGCCAUCUCGAUUUACUGAAGUAAUGAUGAAGAAGGAUUCAUUUACAGUUCAAGAAGAUCUGGUUAGUGAAUCUGGCCAAACUAUGAGUACUAAUUUGGAUAUGAAUGAUGCUUACCAGCUUGCUACAAAGAGAAGUUUGUUGUCUCCAAGAUUCACUGAAGUAAUUAUGGGGAAGGAUUCUUCAAGAGUGCAGGAAGAUCUCAAACUUCUGAUUUCUCAAAUAUCUGCAGCACAGGGACUUGAGUCUCCAUGGAAUGAAAUGGCUCCUAGUCCCAGAUCAUUUACUCAAGAUGAUGAAUCUGUAUUGCAGAACAUAACUAAGACACUCUCUCUUGAGAGGAAUAGAUCAGGAUUAGAAUCACUAGAAUGUGGUAUUGUGGGUGAGGUGGAAGGGGAAAGUGCUGUUGAGAGGCUGAAGAGACAAGUAGAACUGGACAGGAAGUCCAUAAGCCUUCUCUUCAAGGAAUUAGAAGAAGAAAGAAAUGCUUCGGCAAUUGCUGCAAAUCAAUCCAUGGCCAUGAUAACUAGGUUGCAAGAGGAGAAGGCUUCUAUGCAAAUGGAGGCUAUGCACUACCAAAGAAUGAUGGAAGAGCAAGCUGAGUAUGACCAUGAAGCACUCCAGAAAUGUAAUGAAUUACUUGCUCAAAGAGACGAGGAAAUACAAGCUUUGCAAUAUGAAGUGGAAAGCUAUAGGAGAGACUAGGUUGAUGAAGUUUCUACUGAUAAAACAGUUGAUAUGUGUGGUAACUUUCUUGAUAAGGAGAUUGCUUUUUGUGACAAAACAGGGGAAGCUAAAUUAUCCAGAUUUACUGAAUUAGGGAAUUAUAAGAACCCCUUAUCUUUUUCUGAAGAAGAGGUGACAUAUAUAUUAAAUUGCUUUAAAAA